AACACACACAUACACACACAUACAGAAUCGGCAGAGGAAGGAAGCCAGAGAGCCGGGAUAAAAUCCCAGGGAGACAGUAGUGAGCGCCUGCCGACUUGCAGCCAUGGCCGACGUGGGUGAGUAGAAAAACCCUUUUUGAAAACCUCUGUUACAGCAUGUGCAUGCCAAUGAGUGCGUAUAGCAGUGGAGGCAUUGCCAAUAUUUGGACCAGGGGAUGUACAGUAGGAAUCGACAAGGAUGUAGCUCAGGCUAGAUUCCAGGAGACAAUCAGCCUGUCUGUUUUAGUUUCCGGUCUUGUGUUUAAAGGUCACAGUAAUAUGGGCUGACAUUACCCGCCCAGGUAAACAUUGUGGGACAGAGACAGGGCACAGGUGGCUGUCUCUGAAGCAACCCUGGAAGACAGACAGACAGACAGACAGACAGACAGACAGACAGACAGACAGACAGAGAGAUAGACGGGAGGGCUGGAGAUGUCUAAAGGAAGCACCUCGUUUGUGGGAUGUUAGUGAUAAUAAGGACCAUGGGGAGGGUCCUUAUAUCUCUCUCAUGGGACAGAUUAACACUCUGCUGUACGCAUCAUUUCCCUAGACUCUCUCUCACACACACACACAUGCACUCAUGCACACAUGCACACACACACACGGAAUGGCAAACGGGAACUGUGAAAUGGGGAUCUGUAUGGUACUUGACUCUGUGUAUUUACUGCAGCUGUAACGAUACCAGUAUCGUCAUAUUUUUUCCAUGGCAAAAAUAAAGUCUUUGGUGUUUUAAAAACCUGCUGUAUGUAAAAUAUUGUGUGCUCUAGCUUGGAAAUUAUAUCAAUGUGACUCUGGAUGAUUGUUUCCAACAUUAGGGCUGUUUUGUUUCCUUGCCACGAUAAUAACGAGUAUCGCGAUUCUGGUAUCGUCCUGGGCCUAUAUAUAACCCUGAUAGCCUCUCACUGUAGGAUCUAUUUUCACACUGCUUACCAGGGAUUAGCCAAAGUGAUUACUCUCUGUCUGUGGCUCUGCUUAGAAAGUAUGUGUUGACGACACAGCACAGAGGACAGCUAACUGUCACACCCACACAUUGACUAAGCUCUGCUUUACUCUCUCUUUCUCUCUGCUCUCAAGUCAAGGGUUCUGGGCUCUUUUUUGUUCAUUUGGCUUUAUUUUCAGAUAUGUUCAAUGAAAUUGGAAGGCACCAAUCAGUCAGAUAUUUGCUAGCUGGAGGGGACAGAGGCAUGUUACAGAAAUGAUGUACACACACACCUUCCCCCCUUCUCUCCCUUCUACUCCUAGCCUCUGGCAUGGGGGAUACCAUUGCCAGCCACCCCUCACUGUCUUUGAUGUAUAAUCCAUAAUGCAACUUGACCUCUUCGCCUGUGUAUUCAUAUAUUCAUAUCACUCUGGUCCUAUACAGUAUGUGCAAAUGUGUUUGGCUGAGAUGCAUUGCACCAACAUUAACAAGUGCUAUACAUUUGACAUGUACAGUGGGGGAAAAAAGUAUUUAGUCAGCCACCAAUUGUGCAAGUUCUCCCACUUAAAAAGAUGAGAGAGGCCUGUAAUUUUCAUCAUAGGUACACGUCAACUAUGACAGACAAAUUGAGAAAAGAAAUUCUGGAAAAUCACAUUGUAGGAUUUUUUAUGAAUUUAUUUGCAAAUUAUGGUGGAAAAUAAGUAUUUGGUCACCUACAAACAAGCAAGAUUUCUGGCUCUCACAGACCUGUAACUUCUUCUUUAAGAGGCUCCUCUGUCCUCCACUCGUUACCUGUAUUAAUGGCACCUGUUUGAACUUGUUAUCAGUAUAAAAGACACCUGUCCACAACCUCAAACAGUCACACUCCAAACUCCACUAUGGCCAAGACCAAAGAGCUGUCAAAGGACACCAGAAACAAAAUUGUAGACCUGCACCAGGCUGGGAAGACUGAAUCUGCAAUAGGUAAGCAGCUUGGUUUGAAGAAAUCAACUGUGGGAGCAAUUAUUAGGAAAUGGAAGACAUACAAGACCACUGAUAAUCUCCCUCGAUCUGGGGCUCCACGCAAGAUCUCACCCUGUGGGGUCAAAAUGAUCACAAGAACGGUGAGCAAAAAUCCCAGAACCACACGGGGGGACCUAGUGAAUGACCUGCAGAGAGCUGGGACCAAAGUAACAAAGCCUACCAUCAGUAACACACUACGCCGCCAGGGACUCAAAUCCUGCAGUGCCAGACGUGUCCCCUUGCUUAAGCCAGUACAUGUCCAGGCCCGUCUGAAGUUUGCUAGAGUGCAUUUGGAUGAUCCAGAAGAGGAUUGGGAGAAUGUCAUAUGGUCAGAUGAAAGCAAAAUAGAACUUUUUGGUAAAAACUCAACUCGUCGUGUUUGGAGGACAAAGAAUGCUGAGUUGCAUCCAAAGAACACCAUACCUACUGUGAAGCAUGGGGGUGGAAACAUCAUGCUUUGGGGCUGUUUUUCUGCAAAGGGACCAGGACGACUGAUCCGUGUAAAGGAAAGAAUGAAUGGGGCCAUGUAUCGUGAGAUUUUGAGUGAAAACCUCAUUCCAUCAGCAAGGGCAUUGAAGAUGAAACGUGGCUGGGUCUUUCAGCAUGACAAUGAUCCCAAACACACCGCCCGGGCAACGAAGGAGUGGCUUCGUAAGAAGCAUUUGAAGGUCCUGGAGUGGCCUAGCCAGUCUCCAGAUCUCAACCCCAUAGAAAAUCUUUGGAGGGAGUUGAAAGUCUGUGUUGCCCAGUGACAGCCCCAAAACAUCACUGCUCUAGAGGAGAUCUGCAUGGAGGAAUGGGCCAAAAUACCAGCAACAGUGUGUGAAAACCUUGUGAAGACUUACAGAAAACGUUUGACCUGUGUCAUUGCCAACAAAGGGUAUAUAACAAAGUAUUGAGAAACUUUUGUUAUUGACCAAAUACUUAUUUUCCACCAUAAUUUGCAAAUAAAUUCAUUAAAAAUCCUACAAUGUGAUUUUCUGGAUUUUUUUUCUCAUUUUGUCUGUCAUAGUUGACGUGUACCUAUGAUGAAAAUUACAGGCCUCUCUCAUCUUUUUAAGUGGGAGAACUUGCACAAUUGGUGGCUGACUAAAUACUUUUUUCCCCCACUGUAUGUGCAUUGGCAAGGCACUAUGAGAUUGGCAUAUCCUGAAGGUUCAUGAGGGGUUGCAGUGUGGAUGUUUGUGUCGGGGUGUGUAUACAGCAUUAGGAUGUACUGUACCAGCAUGUAUUAUUUCUACAGGAAUAUUUUGUUGUAUAUGAUAUGAGAGCAAUGUAGUUGUUCUGCAGGAAGAUAUGACUAAUAUAUGAUGUGUCUCCCUUCCUGUGUGUGUGUGUGUGUGUGUGUGUGUGUGUGUGUGUGUGUGUGUGUGUGUGUGUGUGUGUGUGUGUGUGUGCGUAUACAUUUAUGUGUGUGUGUGUGUGUGUGAGUGUGUGUGCGUGCGUGUAUAUACAUUUAUGUGUGUGUGUGUUGCAGACUCUCUGACUGAGGCGCUGAAUGCCAUCAGUGUGAGCACCGAGUUGGUAGAACAGGAGCUGAAGCCUCAUCUGGACACCGUGCUGGCUGUGCUACUGGAGAAGAGUGAGUCUACACACAUAUCUCCAGUAGACACUGACCUCUGAUUCAUCAAUCUCACUCCUGCCUGUUCCCAUCAGUCAGCUUUUAUGGCAUUGCUUUGGCCAUGGCAAGCAAGGCCAGAGCUUUUAGAAACUAUAGUGGCAAAGCUUAAAUUCUCUCAACAUAUUUAUCAGGUUGUUUAGGAAUCUAUCCUUCCCCCCUUUUUUGAUUUUGGAUGCCUGGCGUAGUCUUGGCCCAAAUCUUCAGCUAUAAAAAGACUGCUUCAAUGUGAGAGUGUUGCAGGAUUGUUCAGAACACCUCUGCUGUUUCUCCUCUGUAUCCAACCUGGACUCAGGGGUAGACUUAACAUAGUAAACAUAAAUCCAGGACACUCCAUUUAGUAUGAUAUGUUACGUUUCGUAUGUUACGUUUCGUAUGGUAUGUAUUAAUUUGUGGAUGUCCAUCAUCCAUUUCAUAUGAUAUGUUACAAAUUACAAUUCGUAUGAUAUGUUACGAAUUUCAAUUCGUACAAUAUGUUACAAAUUGAAAUUUGUACACUAUGUUAAGAAUUUGCUAAAUGUAUGAAAUGUUACAAAUUCCGAUUUUUUGUGGCUAACGUUAGCUAGGUGGCUAGGUGACUAACACUAACCUUAGCUAGGUGGCAAAGUUAGCUAGGGGUUAGGGUUAAGGUUAGUGUUACGGUUAGAUUAAAGGGUUAAGGUUAGGAUUAGAGGAAGGGUUAGUUAACAUGCUAAGUAGUUGCAAAGUAGCUAAAAAGUAGUAAGUAGCUGCAAAGUUGCUAAUUAGCUAAAACGCUAAAGUUGUCCGUGAUUAGUUCGGGGGGGUCGGAGAGAACGAAUGAACGGAAGGAAGUGAGAUAGUGACAGUUCAAGUUAUUCUCCAGCUCUCCCUCGCUCUGCUCUGGCAAAUAUCCAGUUUAUCUGGGGUUGCACUGUGCACGGACAGCUAAAUUUGGUUCCCCUCAAAAACAGGCAAGGGGACGUUACCAUAGCAGCGCAGUGUAGCCUGACAACCUGACCUGCCUCCUUGGCUGUUGUGACAUUCUUUGAAAGGGGAAAUGCUAAUAUCAGGUCUUCCUCUGUGUCUAUUGCACAUUGCUGCUUUAAUGACAAUGAAUCUGCCUCCCAAGUUCAACACAGAGGAGGAUUCUAUUUUAGUUUCUCUCUCUGGUCUCCUCCUGACAUUACAGAGGGGUUAGAGUCACUGUUAAUCGGAGACAGGAGUAGAGAGAGGAAGGCCAAAGACAACCUCUGCACCUAGUGAUCCUGAUCAAUCUCAUCACAGAGAAGAUUGACAGGAAAUGGAAUUACAUCUACUGCUGGGACACUUGCAUUAGCAAGAGUUUUGUGUCAGAACUCAUUUCUGGUUAACAAUUAGCAGGUUUUGUCUAUAGGUCAAUAAAGAUAUUUAUGUUACUAUGAAGCCAAUGGUCAUUUUCCGUCCUCAGUUAUUUUCCAUUCUAUUCUAUAUCCAUGCCCAGGGGUAGUUACCAUAUAAGUGUGUGUAUUAUAUGUCCUCAGAGAAGGGUGCCGCAGUGGAGAUUGCCUCCAGUGGUAUCGUUCCCAUCCUGGCCCAGUCCCUCAAGAAGAAGAGUCUCCUCACCAACCAGGUGGCACUGGUGGUGGCAGAGAUGGCCAGGGAAGGUGAGAUUAGAUGCCAGCCUACUACUGUAGACAAAGCGACAGGGGGUAUGGGGCAUGAAUACCAAUCUGCAACCUGGACUCAAGGGUAGACGUAACAUAGUAAACGAAAAUCCAGAAAAACGAAUUAGUAUGAUACUGUAUGUUACGUUUGGUAUGGCAUGCAUUAAUUUGUGGAUGUCUAUCAUCCAUUUUGUAUGAUAUGUUACGAAUUACAAUUCGUAUGACAUGAUAAGAAUUGCAAUUCGUACAAUAUGUUACUAAUUUGAAAUACGUAUGAUAUGUUACAAAUUCCAAUUUGUUGUGGCUAACAUUAGCUAGGUGGCUAACACUAACGUUAGCUAGGUUGCUAAUGUUAGCUAGACUAGGGAUUAGGGUUAGGGGUUAAGGUUAGGAUUAGGAGUUAGGUCAACUGGUUAAGGUUAGGCUUAGCUAACAUGCUAAGUAGCUAAAAAGUAUUAAGUAGUUGCAAACUUGCUAAUUAGCUAAAAUGCUAAAGUUGUCCGUGAUGAGAUUAGAACACGCAACAUUUUACAUUUACAUUUUAGUCAUUUAGCAGACACUCUUAUCCAGAGCGACUUACAGUUAGAGUGCAUACAUUUUCAUACUGGCCCCCCGUGGGAAUCGAACCCACAACCCUGGCGUUGCAAACGCCAUGCUCUACCAACUGAGCUACACGGGACUACCAACCUUUGGGUUGCUAGAUGUUUGUGUUAUACACCCAACCCUACUUUAGUUUUUGCCUUAAGUAACCUUCUGUUUUAUGUAACCAUACCAAACGUAACAUUUCAGACUCAUCUGAGUGUCACGGAUUUUGAUUUACGUUACGUCUAGUCUGAGACCAGCCUCAUUGACAGCGGCUAGAGUGCUUUUCAUUUACAUCUGUCAAGAUCCAGUCCUCCAUUUACAAACACAACAAUGACAUAGGCUCACUGUGAGUAGAAUCAGAGAUUUAUGAAAUUCUGUCCCUGUGUUUAAGCGGCGGUGAGGAACACGUGCAUUGAGGCGGGGCUGGUGACGGUUCUGGUGCCCCUGCUGAAUAGUGCAGAUGAGGAGCUUUUGCUCCACACUGGAAGAGCCAUCGGACGCAUCUGCUUCGACAACAGUGAGUGAGACUGACUCCAGCAGGCCGGGGCCUUCCCAGGGGGAAUCAGGCUUUACCUGCAGUGACAGGAUGAAUCUUACCCUAUUAAAUUAAUCUGUAAUCUGUAACGCAAUGCUUGUCCUGGUGGAUUUCGUGGGUGUGUGUGCCUCCACCUCCGUCUAUUUAUCUCAGUCUCAAUCCAUUACACUUUCCCUCCUUCUUUCCCUUCCUCUAUUCUCUCUCCUCUUCCCUCUCUCAGCGGCCCAGCAGGAUCAGCUGGUGCAGAGUGGGGUGAUCCCCAGGCUGGUGGCCAUCAUGAGGGAGUACCCAGAGAACGACCCACUGGUCAACGUGUGUCUGCUGGCUCUCUGUAAUCUGGCCGACAUGGGUGAGGAACACCAGAGGAACUUUAGAGGGUCACAGAGACGAGGAAAGCCUGUUUGUUUUCAGUUACAUUUCUGAACCAAAAUGGCGUGCUUGUCUCAUUUGUUUACUUGGAGACUGCACACUGUAUACUGACUUGAACCAGUUGUUAUUGUGUUUCUCACAUCUUAUUUGUGAAUGAUAAUUGUUUCCUAACUGAAAGACCUGGUUAGAUAAAGGUGUAGAUAAAAAUGUUUGGCCUUUGACCCAUGCAGACACGGCGCGAGAGGCGCUGAUAGAGGUGGGUGUGGCGGAGGUGCUGACGGCCCAGCUGAAACGGGCUCCUGACGCCGAGAGAAGACACAUCAUACUGGAGGUGCUGGGAUCACUGGGAGAGAGUGGUGAGUCUGGGCAAUGAUGAUAAUUUAUACUGAGACAGGUGAGAUGAAAUAAACUGAAUGGGGUUUAUGCUUUUCACAUGAAGGGUUGAAUGAAUGUGUGCUCAGACUAACACACCCCUCCUGCUGUUGUCAGAUGUGCUAAAGCUGCAGUUUGUGGAGUCGGGGGUGCCUGAGGCUCUGUCUGAGAUGAUUCGAGGGCUACAAGGUGGCUCUGACCCCCAUGAUCUCUGCAGCAUCAAGAUUGCCUCCAACCUCAUCGUGUCUCUCCUGCUGGGAGGUAAGGAACUCAACCUGACCUGGAGGCACCAUAAUCCCUUUACUGUCCUCCCCUUAAACCCCCUGCGUCCAUGCCUCACUCACACACCAUUUCACUGUCUAUUUUUUAAAAAACCUUUAUUUAACUAGGCAAGUCAGUUAAGAACAAAUUCUUAUUUACAAUGACGGCCUACACCGUCCAAACGACGCUGGGCCAAUUGUGCGCCACCCUAUGAGACUCCCAAUCACAGCCGGUUGUGACACAGCCUGGAAUCGAACCAGGGGGUCUGUAGUGACGCCUCAAGCACUGAGAUGCAGUGCCUUAGACCGCUGCGCGACUCGGGAGCCCAUCAGGUCACAUCACUCAAUUUGAUUGAUGUUUGAUUCCGAAUGUAAUCGAGCAAAGAUACUCUGACUGUGAAUCACAUUAUAUAUACACUACCAGUCAAAAGUUUGGACACACCUACUCAUUCAAGGGUUUUUCUUUAUUUUAAAUGUUUUUUACAUUGUAGGAUAAUAGUGAAGACAUCAAAACUACGAAACAACACAUAUGGAAUAAUGUAGUUACGAAAAAAGUGUUCAACAAAUCAAAAUAUAUUUUAUAUUUGAGAUUCUUCAAAUAGCCACCCCUUGCCUUGAUUACAGCUUUGCACGCUCUUGGCAUUCUCUCAACCAGCUUCAUGAGGUAGUCACCUGGAAUGCAUUUCAAUUUACAGGUGUGCCUACUUAAAAGUUAAUUUGUGGAAUUUCUUUCCUUCUUAAUGCGUUUGAGCCAAUCAGUUGUGUUGUGACAAGGUAGGAGGGGUAUACAGAAUAUAGCCCUAUUUGGUAAAAGACCAAGUCCAUAUUAUGGCAAGAACAGCUCAAAUAAGCAAAGAGAAACGACAGUCCAUCAUUACUUUAAGACAUGAAGGUCAGUCAAUAUGGAACAUUUUAAGAACUUUGAAAGUUUCUUCAAGUGCAGUUGCAAAAACCAUCAAGCGCUAUGAUGAAACUGGCUCUCAUGAGGACCACCACAGGAAUGGAAGACCCAAAGUUACCUCUGCUGCAGAGGAUAAAUUCAUUAGAGUUACCAGCCUCAGAAAUUGCAGCCCAAAUAAAUGCUUCACAGAGUUCAAGUAACAGACACAUCUCAACAUCAACUGUUCAUAGAGGACUGUGUGAAUCAGGCCUUCAUGGUCGAAUUGCUGCAAAGAAACCAAUACUAAAGGACACCAAGAAGAAGAAGUGACCUGCUUGGGUCAAGAAACACGAGCAAUGGACAUUAGACCGCUGGAAAUUCGUCCUUUGGUCUGGAGUCCAAAUUUGAGAUUUUUGAUUCCAACCACUGUCUUUGUGAGACGCAGUGUGGGUGAACGGAUGAUCUCUGCAUGUGUAUUUCCCACCUUAAAGCAUGGAGGAGGAGGUGUUAUGGUGUGGGGGUGCUUUGCUGGUGACACUGUCUGUGAUUUAUUUAGAAUUCAAGGCACACUUAACCAGGAUGGCCACCACAGCAUUCUACAGCGAUACGCCAUCCCAUCUGGUUUGGGCUUAGUGGGACUGUCAUUUGUUUUUCAACAGGACAAUGACCCAACACUUUAUGGUUUACUACAUGAUUCCAUAUGUAUUGUUUUGAUGUCUUCACUAUUAUUCUACAAUGUAAAAAAUAGCAAAAAUAAAGAAAAACCCUUGAAUGAGUAGGUGUGUCCAAACUUUUGACUGGUAGUGUAUGUCCUCUCUGUUUCUAUUUCUUUGAUAAAUGAAAUAUUGAUCACAAAAACAUUAUGAUUGGUUGUUGACUAGUCAGAUGUGCUGCCUGUCCCUGUGUGCUGUGUUUUGGUGCAUUAGAUGAGUCCAUGCAGAAGUGUUUCGGCGAGGGCACGGGGGUGGUGUACCAGGACGUGCUCUCCUGGCUGCAGUCCUCUAACACUCAGCUGCAGCUGUCUGGAGCCCUGGCCAUCGCCAAUUUUGCCAGGAACGGUAAGAUGGCAAAAUGCCUUCAGGUUGACUUACAGUGGGGAAAAAAAGUAUUUAGUCAGCCACCAAUUGUGCAGGUUCUCCCACUUUAAAAGAUGAGAGAGGGCUGUAAUUUUCAUCAUAGGUACACAUCAACUAUGACAGACAAAAUGAAAAAAAAAUUCUCCAGAAAAUCACAUUGUAGGAUUUUUAAUGAAUUUAUUUGCAAAUUAUGGUGGAAAAUAAGUAUUUGGUCAAUAACAAAAGAUUCUCAAUACUUUGUUAUAUACCCUUUGUUGGCAAUGACACAGGUCAAACGUUUUCUGUAAGUCUUCACAAGGUUUUCACACACUGUUGCUGGUAUUUUGGCCCAUUCCUCCAUGCAGAUCUCCUCUAGAGCAGUGAUGUUUUGGGGCUGUCACUGGGCAACACGGACUUUCAACUCCCUCUAAAGAUAUUCUAUGGGGUUGAGAUCUGGAGACUGGCUAGGCCACUCCAGGACCUUGAAAUGCUUCUUACGAAGCCACUCCUUCGUUGCCCGGGCGGUGUGUUUGGGAUCAUUGUCAUGCUGAAAGACCCAGCCACGUUUCAUCUUCAAUGCCCUUGCUGAUGGAAGGAGGUUUUCACUCAAAAUCUCACGAUACAUGGCCCCAUUCAUUCUUUCCUUUACACGGAUCAGUCGUCCUCGUCCCUUUGCAGAAAAGCAGCCCCAAAGCAUGAUGUUUCCACCCCCAUGCUUCAAAGUAGGUAUGGUGUUCUUUGGAUGCAACUCAGCAUUCUUUGUCCUCCAAACACGACGAGUUGAGUUUUUACCAAAACGUUCUAUUUUGGUUUCAUCUGACCAUAUGACAUUCUCCCAAUCCUCUUCUGGAUCAUCCAAAUGCACUCUAGCAAACUUCAGACGGGCCUGGACAUGUACUGGCUUAAGCAGGGGGACACGUCUUGCACUGCAGGAUUUGAGUCCCUGGCGGCGUAGUGUGUUACUGAUGGUAGGCUUUGUUACUUUGGUCCCAGCUCUCUGCAGGUCAUUCAUUAGGUCCCCCCGUGUGGUUCUGGGAUUUUUACUCACCGUUCUUGUGAACUGUGGGAGCCCCAGAUCGAGGGAGAUUAUCAGUGGUCUUGUAUGUCUUCCAUUUCCUAAUAAUUGCUCCCACAGUUGAUUUCUUCAAACCAAGCUGCUUACCUAUUGCAGAUUCAGUCUUCCCAGCCUGGUGCAGGUCUACAAUUUUGUUUCUGGUGUCCUUUGACAGCUGUUUGGUCUUGGCCAUAGUGGAGUUUGGAGUGUGACUGUUUGAGGUUGUGGACAGGUGUCUUUUGUACUGAUAACAAGUUCAAACAGGUGCCAUUAAUACAGGUAACGAGUGGAGGACAGAGGAGCCUCUUAAAGAAGAAGUUACAGGUCUGUGAGAGCCAGAAAUCUUGCUUGUUUGUAGGUGACCAAAUACUUAUUUUCCACCAUAAUUUGCAAAUAAAUUCAUUAAAAAUCCUACAAUGUGAUUUUCUGGAUUUUUUUUCUCAAUUUGUCUGUCAUAGUUGACGUGUACCUAUGAUGAAAAUUACAGGCCUCUCUCAUCUUUUUAAGUGGGAGAACAUGCACAAUUGGUGGCUGACUAAAUACUUUUUUUCCCCACUGUAUCUGCAUUGCCUGCUUUGAUUUUGACAUGAGAAUUCUCCCAAGUCUCUGAUGUUCUAAGCCCCUGUCUAUCUUCAUAUUUGAUUACCUUAUCACCUCUUUCUCUCUCUGUAUCUUUUCUCUGUCUCUUCUCAUCAAUUACUGUCUCCUCUCUACCCUCUCUCUCUCUCAACCUUCUCAGACAGUAACUGUGUGAAGAUGUUGGAGCUGGGGGUGGUUCCUCAUAUCCUGACCCUGCUGGAGCAGCAUGUGGACGAAGGCGACGUGUCCGUCCAGCAUGCCGGACUGAGCGCUCUCAGAAACCUGGCCAUCCCUGGUACAUAGUAGAAUGGAUAACCACACACACACACACACACACACACACACACACACACACUAACCCCACCGACCCCACUGACCCCACCACUGAAUUACAAACUGACACUGUGAAAUGAAUCACUAAUGGGAUUCUCUUAUAAGCUGUUCUCAGGACUCUCAGCUCUGACCUCUCUGACCCCUCUUCUCCCUGGUGUUUCAGCCACAAAUAAGGUGAGGAUGCUGGAGGACGGGGUGACAGAGAGAAUCAGGACCUUGCUGCGCUCUGACAUGCCCCCAGUGCAGUUCAAACUGCUGGGCACCCUGCGCAUGAUGGUGGAUGGACAAGGUGAGUGGGAAAGGUGUAUGGUGGAGGAGAAUGGG
Coregonus sp. 'balchen' is the source of this 11527-nucleotide messenger RNA. NCBI's taxonomy places the organism in Eukaryota, Metazoa, Chordata, Actinopteri, Salmoniformes, Salmonidae. The record is from the annotation of a GenBank genome assembly.